GCUUUUAGAAUGCUGGCCAUAUUGUACACGCGGCUUACAACUUAAAAGAAGAAGAAUUAAUUUUGACUUACAAAUUCACAAUCUCUGGUUUAUACAAACAUAUUUCAAUUUAACGAACGAGAGACGGGCGAUCUCGUAGGCGAUGACUGACCCAAGUUUGAGUGGUGAAGUUCCUGCGUUGCAUCUCGUGCUAAAGGGACACAAGAAACCAGUUACCGGUUUAGCUUUUAACCUGCACAAACAGCAAUUCGCGUCGUGUUCGGAGGACGGUGCCAUAGUAGUGUGGUCGAGUUGGACAAAUUCCAUAAAAAAGCCCACCUACCGGUUCGAGGGGCACACGGAUGUGGUCACCGACAUAGAAUACUCCCCGGAUUGCAGUAUCCUCGCUUCCAGUUGCAAAGAUAGAACCGUUAGGUUGUGGGUGCCGAAACUCGUGGGAGGCUUUGUCCAAUUUAAACCGCACACUUCGCCGGUGUACACGUUAAACUUUUCCCCGGACGGCACGAAAUUAAUAACAGGUGCGGGCGAUAAAUCGGUAAAGCUAUGGGACGUGAAGAGUCAACAGUUUAUCGCAAGCUAUGUGGGCCACACUAAUCGAGUAAAGUGCGCAAGAUUUUCGCCCGAAGGCGAUUUGAUAGCGUCUUGUUCAGACGACAAAACCGUACGAGUCUGGGACUCUGUCAGUAGGCAGUUGGUUCACGCGUUCACUCACAGAACGGCCCCAAACUAUGUGGCGACUCACGCCAAUAACAAUACGGUAGCUGUGGCGAUGGAAUCGGGAUCGGUUAGGGUCUAUGAUAUGCGUAACAAGGCUCUUCAGCAGCACUACGUCGUCCACGACAACACCACUUGCGUGGACUGGCAUCCCAAGGUCAACUAUUUGCUGUCCUGCGGCCGCGACGGCAAAAUUAGGAUCAUAGACAUCAUGGAGGGCAGACCUCUGUACACGUUGAGCGCCAACGACAACCCCGUUUUAAACUGCAAAUUUAGCCGCGACGGCCACUAUUUCAUCACGGGCGGCUCUGAUCACUAUAUAUUUGUGUGGAAAACAAACUUUAUUUACGAAAAGUGAGUUUAAUUUUUUAGGCUUGCAGUUGCAGUUUUUAGUUAUUGUAAUAUAGAUUAUUUUUGAAUUUGAGCGGAAAUUCGUUAAAUCGCAGACCACAAAUGGUAUGAAUAUUCCAAGUAAGCCGUUUCGUUUCCUUUAUAGUCAGUGGUGUUUCCAUUAAUUGGUCAAUUGCGUUGCGGUGACAUGUUUUGCAAUUUUUUUUGUUUCGUUUGAUGAACGGAUCCUAAACGUAGGAGUUAGUGAU
Molecule: messenger RNA, 1313 nt
Organism: Cylas formicarius (sweet potato weevil)
Lineage: Eukaryota; Metazoa; Arthropoda; Insecta; Coleoptera; Brentidae
Product: POC1 centriolar protein homolog A-like
Exons: 1
Coding region: 143-1072 (309 amino acids)
Molecular function (GO): protein binding
Source: RefSeq, a predicted model, not a curated record